AAGGGAUAGAUUUGCUGACAAUAUGGAGAAAUGUUUUGGAAAGAAGGAGGCUGACAUUCUUAGCAAGAUCUGAACUAGUCAGACAUGUACAUGCCAUAUUAUGGUCACAUUAUAGAGACUUAGGGCUAGAUUCACAAAGAUACUUAAGCACCUAAACUUCAGACUUAAGUUCCUCAGUUUUAGGUUCCACUGUGAUUCACAAAACUUCUGAUGAACUCUGUAAGUGCAAAAUUCACAUGGCACCUACAUUUUCUGACUUGAAGUGCCCAUGCUGCCUUAGUUUCUGCCUUUCUGAGCAUGUGCAUUGCUGCCUUACUCUAGGCUUCUCUCCUGCAUAUGCUCCAGACCAAUUCACGAACCAGAGAAGUCCUGUCAGACCACUAACUCCUGGUCUUCAAACUGACAAACUUUCUUCUGAUGUUGGAUAUCAUGGCUGACCCUGCAGUGGAAGAGCAGGUCUCCAAAAUCAGUGAACUUUGCCAUAAAUGUGGCCAGUGCCACCUGUUACAGGACAAUCAUCUUUAUAACUUCCAAGAUGAAGUGGAUGAUGAACUGGUUUGCCAUAUCUGCCUUCAGCCUUUGCUCCAGCCCAUGGAUACACCCUGUGGACACACAUACUGUUUCAAGUGCCUUGAGAACUUCAUGCAGGAGUAUAACUUUUGUCCCAUGGAUCGGAAAAAACUGAGUUUCCAACACUGCCGGAAGUCUAGCCUUCUAGUGAGAAACCUGCUGGAUAAGUUGACUAUCCUCUGUCCCUUCCAGAAAGAGUGUCAGCAGACUAUGCAGAGGUGUGAACUAGAAGCCCACUUACAGAACAGGUGUCCUGGCUUCAAGAAAUACAAAUCCGAUAUAGAAAGGAGAAAAAAUCCACAUUCUAGAGGCAAGGAAGAUCCCAUUACCAGGGAGGAAACGAAUGUUGCCAGAGAGGCGGAGCUAUCAGACGGAGCAUCAUCGCUGGUGGCAGAAAGCUCUAUAGCAGCUGUGGUAUCUCUGGGGACUGUGGAGCCUGGACUCAUUAAUCCAGCCUUUGAGGAGGGUGAAGAAGGCGACCUGCCUCAGAAAGCUAGUCUUGUGGCUGAAACAAGUACGAUUGAAAUUCAUCGAGAUGAUCCAGAAGAAGAACUAGGAAUGCGGAUAGUUGGGGGCAAAGACACUCCUUUAGGGAACAUUGUUGUUCAGGAAGUCCUUCGGGAUUCUGUUGUUGCUGCAGAUGGAAAAAUAGCACCUGGAGACCAUAUCCUUGAGGUAAAUGGUAUCAACAUCAGCAGCGUGACUCAUUGCCAAGCUAUCUCCUUGCUGCGCCACCCAGGUCCUGUUCUUCAACUUAUGGUCCUGCAGGAAAAAGGGUUUUCCAACAGGACUCUCAAACAGGAUUCUAGCCCUGCUGUUAACCGGGAAGUGAUUCACGUUACACUGAUGAAGAGAGACCCAUCUGAACCCCUGGGAAUCAAACUGAUUAGGAAGACAGACGAGGCAGGGAUUUUUAUUCUGGACCUGCUUGAUGGAGGUUUGGCAGCCAAAAAUGGAAAGCUGAGUCGGAAUGACAAAGUUCUCUCUAUAAAUGGCCAGGACCUGAGGCAGGGAACACCUGAGACUGCUGCACAGAUAAUACAGACCAGUGAGGCAAGAGUGAACUUUGUGGUCCUAAGGCAGUCUGGUGUACAGCUGCCAGAUAUUGUUGACGAUGGUGGCACACCAAACAGUAGCAGCAGCAGCAGCAAUGGAGGGAGUCCAGUGCACCAUCGGAGGAGACCUGACCAGAAUCAUUACAGACGAAAAUCAAACUACCAAAAGGAUCUACCUCAGGGAUACCUCAGCCAGGAAAAGACCGUCGCAAUAAAAAAGGAGUUAAAGGAAUCUUUGGGAAUAACUAUUGGAGGUGGAAGGGACAAUAAAAACAAACUUCCUAUUUAUGUAACUAGCGUGCAACCCAUUGGAUGCCUCUUCAGGGAUGGCAGGAUCAAGAGAGGAGAUGUGCUUUUGAAUAUAAAUGGCAUCGAUUUGACUCAUCUAAACUACUAUGAAGCUGUCUCUGCACUGAAAUCCAAUGCAGCUUCCCACACCGUAGUGCUGAAAGCCCUGGAAAUCCUUGUACCAGAGAGGGUGCCAGAACCCACAGACCCAUCUUCUGAUAUCAGGGAACACGGAUUCAGUUGGUCACCCCUUUGGAUCACAUGGCUCGGAUUACCUACCUACCUUCACUGCUGUCAAGAUAUUGUCCUUCGUAAAAGUAACUCAGAAAGCUGGGGAUUCAGCAUUGUUGGAGGCUUUGAAGAAGGCAAAGGAAACCAACCAUUUUUCAUUAAAACCAUAGUGCCUGCAACACCUGCCUUCCAUGACAGAAGACUAAAGUGCGGAGAUGAAAUAGUGGCAGUAAAUGGAGUAUCUGCUAUAGGAAUGAGCAACUCUGAGCUAAUUCCCAUGCUGAAAGAACAGAAGAACAAAGUCACUCUUACAGUUGUAUCUUGGCCUGGAAGUCUUGUGUAAACAUCAAAGCCAAAUCUAUGUUCACUUGAUUUAUGAGCCUCUUUGGGACCAGAAGAUCAUUAGAUUGAUGGGAUAAGGAAACCCUGAACUCUUGUCAUAUGAUGUGUACUAUCCAGUAGGCUUUCAUUUCCUAUUUGAAGAAAACAUUUCCAGAACUUGAUGAAGGCAAAUGUAGCUUGUUGAUAUAUCUAAAUUUUAGAUCCAACAUCGUAGCAGAUUGGAGUGGCACUUUCUCUAACUUCAUCAUGGAGUUCUAAUCAGUACAGGAUUAGUGUGGGGACAGUUAUUUUUUUCCAGUGGUCCUAUAUGAAUUGUGCAUCUCUAUUUUGAGCCAGUCUCCUUUUUUCCUCCAAAUCCUAUUUUAGCUGUGCCAAACCCAUGAUUGUAACUAAAACUUACCUAAUCUCCUAAAAUAAGAGCAAUGUUUAACACACUGGUCAAGGGUCGCUGGUUGGCUGGUGUACUUGGACAUGCCAUUUUGUAUCUGUUUUUAAAAGCCGCUAAUAAUGAAAUACGUGGACCGAUAAAAUGGUUCAUUACGCAUGGUGUUUACAUUUCUUGCCCAUAGAAGUCUAGUAUUUUUUCAAUCCUUUUGUUGUCAGGUAGAUUAAGAAUUCCUGUUAGUGCUAACACAUUGUGUUGGCUUGUGCAGAAAUCCUUACUCCUGGUGCUAGUUAAGUGAAUUGUUAGAUUUCUAACCCUUCCUCAACUCUGCUCUCCUUGCCUUGUGAUUUUACUAAAACCAUCUUUUAU
Molecule: messenger RNA, 3240 nt
Organism: Mauremys reevesii (Reeves's turtle)
Lineage: Eukaryota; Metazoa; Chordata; Testudines; Geoemydidae
Product: ligand of Numb protein X 2-like
Exons: 10
Coding region: 418-2487 (689 amino acids)
Molecular function (GO): protein binding; metal ion binding; ubiquitin-protein transferase activity
Source: RefSeq, a predicted model, not a curated record